CCUUGAGCGACGCAGUCCGGCGAGUCGGAGUCGAACACUCGCCACACUCCGAAGGCGUACGAGACCGCCGAGAGCCAGUCGGCCACCGAGAGGAAGAGGAGCAGUUUGCGCGCAGUGGUCCUCAAAUCCGCUAAACUCAUCCACUUCAUCCAGCUCUUCCGAGGUGACCCUGAGACGUUCCCAGGCCAGCCGGGAGACAGUCUCACUCGUGUGUCCUGGGUUGUCCCCGGGGUCACCUCCCGGUGUGACAUGCCUGGAACACCUCACCAGGGAGGCGUCCAGGAGGGAUCCUAAUCAGAUGCCCGAGUCAGCCAAUUUACAGAGGGCUUUCGACUCUCCCGUCUGCUGCCGUCGCUGGCCUAGAAAGCUCUGUGGAGAAGGGAAAUAUCCGGGCAACAAGGCGAAACAGUCUUCAUAUAUCAGCCGCUCCUCGAAUUCUGGAAUGACCCAUAAUAAACCAUUGGAAGACCGCACCGGUGGCGUUUGCUGUGCCUGAAGCGUUCAAAGGCGACGGGGACUGGAACCGGGACUGGAACGGAACGGGGAGGUCCUAACGAGCACACAGCAGCUGGGAGCACUUGACCACGUGACCCGAGAUAUGUUAGCUGGCGGACGUCGUCACUUCACCGAAUUCAUGUCGUCCGGACUCGGAUGGUCAAAGCUUGUCCCGUUGGGGGUCGCCACAGCAUGUCAUCAUUUUCCAUGCUGUAAAAACCUCAUCUUGACCUUCUGAAACAAGAGACAGAGGAGCAAAAACCUGCCUCUUGGAUUGGACGAGAGAAGACCUAAGCUUAACUACUCCCCCAGUGGACUUUGAGGAGGGGGGAGGAGGAAGAAGACGACGUAGUCACUGCCAUUACUACCCAUAGUAUGGGGCAAAAAGUCCCAGGUGGCAUUAAAACUAUUGAUAUGCGAGAUCCAGCGUUCAGCCCCCUGAAGCUGGAGCUCCAGGCCUUGAAUCACACCAAGCCUUCUCGACUAGACCUGCUGCUGGAUAUGCCGCCUGCCAGCGCGGACAUCCAGGUCCAGCACUCGUGGAACAACGACGACCGCUCGCUUAAUAUCUUCGUCAAGGACGAUAACAAGCUGGUUUUCCACAGGCACCCCGUGGCGCAAAGCACGGACGCCAUCCGGGGCCAUGUUGGCUAUACAAGGGGACUGCAUGUGUGGGAAAUCAGCUGGGCCAUGCGUCAGAGGGGCACACAUGCUGUGGUCGGUGUGGCAACAAGUGACGCUCCACUACACUCUGUGGGCUACACUGCGCUGGUGGGAAGCAACAGUGAGUCCUGGGGUUGGGACCUGUGCAGGAGUAAACUCUACCAUGACAGCAAGAAUCAUUCUGGAAAAACGUACCCGUCCUUCCUCGAGCCAGACGACACCUUCAUCAUACCGGACUCCCUCUUAGUUGUUUUGGACAUGGACGAAGGGACUCUGGGUUACAUUGUGGAUGGCCAUUACCUGGGGGUGGCCUUCAGAGGAAUAAAGGGACGGAAGGUAUACCCAGUGGUGAGCGCUGUGUGGGGACACUGUGAAAUACGAAUCCGGUACAUAAACGGACUUGACCCUGAACCCCUUUCUCUGAUGGACCUGUGUCGUCGUUCGGUGCGGGUGGCUCUAGGGAGAGAGCGUCUGAGUGAAAUCCACAGACUGCCCUUGCCGGCCUUUCUCAAGAACUACCUGCUCUACCAAUGACGGCACGUUCAAGUUCGAUAGCACACCCCUCCCCUUCGCCCUCUCUCCUUUCCUCUUGUGCUUCUCUGGGAUCUUUCUUGGGUUGAACUUGUUUGACAGCAUUUCUGAAGCCUGUUGGGCAGUCUGGGUCUCAAAGAUGUUUCAACAAGUAUGCUUCUUUCAUAGUGGCUGGACUCCUUUUUGAGAUUCUUAUCCUAUUUUAAUGACUUGUUCCAGUUGUACUCCACUUUAAAAGAUAUCAGGAAUCACUGAGCUCUAUGCACAUGCUGAUGGGGAAAAUAUGCCUUGACAGUCAAACCAAUAGUGGUCAGUAUCUCUCACGUAAAGCUCAAGACUCUUGGUAAAUUAUUUUAUAUUUUUUGAUUCCAAUAAAUAAACAAUUUGCCAAUGGAUGUCAAGUGCAAAGUUGCAGUUAUAAAAUGGCCACAAGAUGGCAGCAUUUUCAUGCAUCAUACAAGCAAUAGCGUGAGACAAGCUCCAGUUCACCCAACGAUCCGAGCGAGGAUAAGCUAUAGUAUAGAAAGGAUGGAUGGAAGCUGUCUUUUUAAAAAAGAAAUUAUUUUUAAAUAGAUGCAGACAUUUGUGGUUGCAACUGAACUGAGAUGCUGACCACUCCAGUGAGACUGUUAUGUAGCGAGACAUUGACCCAGUAUCUCCUGCUCACACUCAAGGCAUCUGAUAGAAACUACUGCAUCAGCUGGAAUCUUCUUAAAUAUGUCACUGUGAUCAUUUGUAGCAUGUAUCUUCAAGAAAUGUUUCUCUUUGCAAUCACAUUGUUUUUUAGUCUCUGUUUGGUUUCUUAGUGCCAUUUUGGCUUGUAUUGUUCUUAAAUCAACUGUCACAACUUAGCUCACAAAGGAAAAACCAGAUCGUUAAAGAUGUCUGAAUGGAACUGGCACAUAUCAGGGCACGUGUUUUGCUAAGUGGGAAAGCAGUUUGAUUUGUGCAUCAACAACACUGUAGACUUAUGGCGCCAUGAUAGACAGAACGACAAUCCACAAAGUGAUGCGCUGUCGUACAAUGUUCCGUGCUGCCAACAUUUUCAAAUGCCAUAGAGUACAAUCGCAUCAGACCUGUUGAUUCUGCUGUCUCUAAACUUCCAGCUCUGUGAUCUUCUACAGUCAGCACUUCAUGUGCCACAACUGUCUUUAUCUUACUGCUUGCAUUUUAUUUGUACUUCCUGAUGUAGAUUUGUUUGUAUGUAUCUAUUAAAGAUUAUUUCCCAUUGA
This is a messenger RNA of Phyllopteryx taeniolatus (common seadragon), 2921 nucleotides long. RefSeq names its product splA/ryanodine receptor domain and SOCS box containing 1 (gene spsb1). The coding region runs from base 871 to 1692 and encodes 273 amino acids. The record is from RefSeq and is a predicted model, not a curated record. NCBI's taxonomy places the organism in Eukaryota, Metazoa, Chordata, Actinopteri, Syngnathiformes, Syngnathidae. Gene Ontology annotation, cellular component: SCF ubiquitin ligase complex. The transcript is spliced from 7 exons. Gene Ontology annotation, biological process: proteasome-mediated ubiquitin-dependent protein catabolic process; intracellular signal transduction. Gene Ontology annotation, molecular function: protein binding.